AAGCAUUCCACAAAGAUCACAGGAGACAUUACAGAGCUUCAUCUUGUAAGGGUAUUGCAUUUGAGCCAACAAGAAAAGGAACUAAAGCAUAUCACCAGCAUUAACCAGCAACAAUUUGCAUGAAGAUUGCCAUGGUUUGCAUGCCUGGCAGAAAAUCCCUUUCUUUCCUAAUUUUAGCAGUGGUCCUUGAGCUUGGAAAUGGACUUCACUUGAAGGUUAUGAAGACUCAUGGUCACUUUUCAAACAAAAUAUCUUUAAGAAGAGAAAAGCGAGAGUGGAUUGUUCCACCAAUAAACAUUCUGGAAAAUGAAGACUAUACUAAGAAGAACCCUAUUGCUAGGAUUCGUUCCGAUCAUGAAAUUGAUCUAAAAAAACAAAUAACCUAUUUCAUUUAUGGAGAAGGUGUUGAAGAAUAUCCGUAUGGUGUAUUUGUUCUAGAUAGCAAAACAGGAGAUCUGAAUAUAACACGCAUUUUAGAUCGAGAAGAAAAAGAAUUGUAUCAUAUGAAAGGGGUUGCAAAAAAUCAAUUUGGUCAAGAGGAAGAAAAUCCUCUUGACAUCCGUAUUCGUGUUCUAGAUGCAAAUGACAAUCCUCCUGUGUUUGAAGUGCAACAUGCUGAGGGAUACAUUCAAGAACUAAGUGAACCAAAUACAUUGGUGAUGAUGGUAUAUGCCACCGAUGCAGAUGAGAAGAACACCAUGAACACCAAACUACAGUACAAAAUAUUAUCUCAGCAACCAUCUUCAAUGUUUAUGAUAAGAAAAGGCACUGGAGAAGUCUGUACAGCUACAGGAACUCUUGACAGAGAGACACAGGAUUCCUAUUCCGUAGUGGUGGAAGCUAGAGAUCUGGAUGGAGAUAUCCACGGACUAGCAGGGCAAGGCACUUUUCAUAUCAAGGUUUUGGAUGUCAAUGAUAAUAUUCCUCGUCUUGAAAAAGAAUCGUAUGAAGCAAAUGUGGAUGAAAAUAUUGCAAAUGUAGAAGUGUUACGGCUCAAAGCAUUUGAUGCUGAUGAAGAAUUUUCUGACAACUGGCUUGCAAACUAUGAAAUCGUCUCAGGCAAUGAGAACGGAUACUUUAUAGUCGAAACUGAUAGCAAGACUAAUGAAGGGGUCAUAAAAGUUGCUAAGGAACUCGACUAUGAGACUUUACAAUCACUUAAUCUUGGUGUUGUUGUAACCAAUAAGGCAGCAUUUCAUUCCUCUGUCGCUUCAAAAUUCCAGGCAAUUCCAAUUCCUGUAAAAAUUAAUGUAAACAAUAAAGUUGAUGGAGCUUCAUUCAAACCAGGGAUAAAAACAUUCUCAAUUAGUGAGGCUGGAGGAGAAGCAGCAGGAGGAGGAGCAGGAGGAGGAGCAGGAGGAGCAGCAGGAGGAGCAGGAGGAGGAGGUGCAGGAGGAGGAGGUGCAGAAGGAAGUGCUGGUGGUACUGGACUUGGCUUUGGAUCUGGAGGUGGAUUUGGUACUGGAAGUAAAAAAGUGUAUAUAGGCAUGCCAAUUGGAAAAUACCCAGCUAUAGAUGGCGACACUGGAAAACCUUCUGAAAAAGUCACAUAUGCAAAGGGAACAGAUCCAGACAACUGGUUCACCAUUGACGAAAAAACUUCAGAAAUCAAGCUUGCAAAGCUUCCUGAUCGUGAAUCAUCUUAUGUCGUCAAUGGAACUUACACAGCAACAAUACUGGCAAUAAGUAAUGAUAUGCCAGCAAAAACUGCUACAGGAACUAUUUCCCUUAAGGUGGAUGACGUUAAUGACCACUGUCCCAAACUUCUUGACCCAGUUCGGACUGUAUGUGAUGAGCAACACUAUACAAUUCUUACAGCUCAUGACCCAGAUCAGCAUCCAAACGCAGAACCAUAUAAGUUUGAAGUUGUUAGUCAAUCAGCAGAUAACCAGAUAUGGACAAUUGGAAAUUCAAAUGCUACAAGUGUGGAAUUACUGACUCCACAAGACUUAUAUCCUGGGAAUUUUAAAGUUCAAAUUAAAGUAAAAGAUAAUCAAGGCAAAUCAUGUCCAGAAGAUCAGUUUCUGCAGCUACGUGUCUGUACAUGUCCAUGUAAUGAAAAAGUAGUUGGCAGCAAUGCUGUGCUUGGACCUGCAGCCAUUGGUCUGAUGAUCUUGGGAGGUUUAUUAUUACUUCUUGUACCGCUUUUAUUACUGCUCUGCAAGUUUGGCAGUACAGCUGUAAAAGGAGGUUUUGAGCCACUAGCAGAUGGUACAACAGAAACAUUACAGAAAUGGAACAGUGAAGGAGGAAAGCCAGAAGACAAGGAGGUACCCACAACAAUAAUAAAAGACUCAAGAUUUAUGGGAACAGAAGUGAUACCUACAUCUGGAAGUGGAUUUCACAACAGAUCAGAAUAUGAUGGACAUGUUUCAGGAGGUCUAGAAACAAUGACAAUGGAACAGACAUCUUUAAUGAACAAUGGGAGAGAAGUUUCUCGAAAACACAGACUAUCAGGUAUAAUAGGAACAGGAGAAAUGGCAGGAACUCUGAAUGAAGCAUACGUGGGAGGAUACUUCUUAGAGAAAUCAAAGUCCAUUGCUGAAGAGGAAGAUGGCCGACCAGCAAAUGACUGUUUAAUGGUUUAUAGCAAUGAAGGGGUUGGUUCACCUGCUGGCUCUGUGGGCUGUUGCAGUAUUGUUGAUGGAGACUUGGAUGAUACUUUUCUGGAUGACCUGGGACCAAAAUUUAAAUGCCUGGCAGAACUCUGUAUAGGCCAGGAGAUCAAAACAAAAUGGACUGAUAUCCCUCCCCAGACCACUAAACCAUCUCAUCAAACAGUACUUAACCAGUCUAGAACCACAGUGCAGAAUACUAACCUACCCCGUCAACAGGACAUCAGUCAGACUACUACCAUUGUUCAGAAAAGCAGCCCUCCUCCUCCUCUACAGCCACUGCCACAAGCAUCGAUCAACCAGACAGUGACCACCGUACAGAGUAUCGCUGCACCACGUCAACCAAUAACUGAUGUGUCUGGAUCCAUACAUAAAACUGUUACUGUGUCUAACCCCACCAUCCUGAUUCCACAAACAGCUCCAGAGCCAGUUCUCCAGAACAUUUUGAUAGCUGAUGGUUCGCUUCACCAUGGCUCUAACUUGCAAAUUAUUAGGGCUAUGCCUGAACCUGUUCUCCAGAACCACAUUCUGGUAACAGACCAAUCAUUUGGCAGUGGAACCAUUCUGCAACCUAUUGGAGUUAUAACUGACCCUACAAUCAUCCAGCAAAAUCAAGUUGUCAAUGAAAGAAUAGGUGGAUCAUUUUCUAACAUGCAUGGGGUUUUACAGCAAGUUCCUAACCAAGCUGGGGCUCAGCAUGUCAUUCUAACUGAAAGGAAAACGGUAACUGCACCAUCUGUUGGAGGGUAUUUGGUAAGCACAGAACUAGCACCGAAUCAACAGGCAUUUAUAGCAAAUGCAUCAUUUAAUAAUCCUGUAAUGAGUAAAUCAGUAAGCAAGGUUGCAAAACAAACCACUGUACAAUACUCUUGAAAUUAAGGCAGUUAUAUUUGUAAUUAUUUCAAGGCUGUGCCCAUUGAAAAUGAACAACUUUAUGGUCCAAUAAGCUAACAGUAUCAAAAUGGCUGUAUAUGUUUCACAAGAUAUGGAUGUUAAACAUACAACAGCUAGUAUUUUAUCCUUCCUCCCAGCGUUUACUUAAUUAAGCACUACCAUGUUGUAGAAAAGGAAUUCUGAAAAACAAAUAUUUUUGUAACAUUAUGUUUAAAAUUCAAACUUUAUAAAAUGAAUGUUAAUUGUUGAAAUUGUUUGGAAAAAUAAACUUUUACUUGAAAAGAACAACAACUAGAAAAUGAACAUCAAAUGUAUAAAAUAACUUAAACUUCCUGUAACUAAAGGUUAUAAAGAGUCCACUGUCAGCUGUUUUUGGUUAUAAUGUUCUACAUUAAAAUGUGUGUGAAUUCAAUAAAGAAUACUAAUUCAUUAAAAAAAUUGCAACAAAUAGAACCACAUUCUCAGAAGAAUGACAUAAUUGAGAUGUGUGAUGACAUGAAUUUGAGUCUCAAAUGAUUUCCUCAUCAGCUAUUUGAUAACUGGUAAAGCUUGCAGAAAACAGAUCUACUCAAAGUUUCUACAUAAAUGUAGAUUAGGGAUGCAGCUACAUAACCAAUGUGUCUUGUAAUUGCAUUUCAUAUUGGAACUCUUAUGGCAAAAUAAAAUGAUAUGCCAAGCACAGGGGUAGUCAAUAAACAACAGUGAGAGUUAUUUUAUUUCCAGGUGGUGAUGACAUAUGAAUGAGCCUUCUGUCAGAAACUAUACACACAACUGCAAUUCAAACUUGAAAUACUAAAUGCAUAUCUGUUUACUAUGGAAUGAAAUCAUAUCCUGAGAAUUAUGGAAAACAGACAAUCCUUUAAAAUAAACAAAUCUUUUGCAGACCUCAUUUCUUUCCUGGUUUUAAAGGUAAGGGGUAGGACAGCUGCAAACUAAAAAUCACAAAGUGUUUUACAUAUUGCAGCUCAAGAGAAACCAGUAUUCUUCAUUAACUAAAAAAAGCAAAUGCAAUAUUUUUUUUUGGCAGGGCAACGUGUCUGUUUAAAUUCUCAAUGUCUUUUUUGUCUCUAGCAAUAAAUAUAAAAGUAACAAUAAAAGAAAUAAUUAGCCAUCUUUGCAUUUUAAAGAAAAAAAAAGAACUGCACCCAUGUAGUAAUAGAUAUACAUGGGAAUUCCAGUGAAAGCAAUUAUUUCUACUGUUCAUCUACAGACAUAAAAGAAUGUUAUAAGAUCAGUCAUAAAUAUCAAUCUGUACUGUAGCAUCUAGUGCAAGUGGUGAGGAGAAGUUGGAAAACACUUCUACAAGUGCAAUCUUCAAGUCAUAUAUCAGAUGUAAUGUAUGUUUUAUUAUUAUUUUCUGAUAACAUAAAGUACAUGAGGAAAUUAUGGCUGGGGGAGUAUUCUAUAUUAAAAAAACUGAAGGUGAGGCUAUCACAGGAUUAGUUAAUCUAAACCUCAGCUUCUUCAGCAAUGCUACAUAUACAUUGCUGAUAUGAAAAAGUGAAGACUGAGACACACAGUUCAAAAGAAAGUAAUCCGUGAAGCUAUCUUUGUAAUUAAUGAUGUUCAUCUCCUGUAAUGAGUGACCAAGAGAUUAAACAUUGUCCAAAGCCAGUCUUGAUCAUUCAGAGCCCCUGUCCUUCACUAAUAAAUCAUAGAUUCAUAGUUUAGUACUAAGCUAACUGCCCUUGCAAGCCAUUUUAAGCCUACCCAAUUAUCCCUUGUGAGACUCAAACCCUGCACUUUGUGUUUGUAAGGCAAGCACCUUAGCCAUUAAGCCACCCUCCCAACUAAAAGUUUACUGCUUAUAGCCUUGGUUGACUAAAGUAAAUUUUGAGUCUAGGUAGAUCGAAUGAUUGUUUGACGUGUGCAUUUUGCCAGUGGGAUGGUAGGCUGGGUUUUCUUGUAAUGAAAGCACAUUUAGAUAUACUGAAAGUUUUGGCAUUACGGGAAGGAAUCUGUCAGUUAAUAUUUGUGGGUUAGGGAUGGAGUAAGGGCUAGAGAAGGGAAAGAGUUAAUGUUUUGUUUGUGUAUUUGUUUUUUUUAAGAAGUGUGAGUUUGACUGCACAUGUUUCCUGGUUAAGUUUAGAGUAGGGUUUCGAUAGGUGAUAGAUCUAGCAUUUUGUGUGUGAGUAAAUUGUGCACUAGUAUUCUUAUGGAAAGAGAGUUUGGUAUAGUAAUGUGUAUGGUAAGGGUAGUAGUCAGUAGUGGCACAGUUAGGAUUAGAGUUAGCACACUGAGGUGAAAAUCCAUUCCCUAUGAGUACCAGCAAUGAGAUAAAUUAUGUCAGUAGGAAUUUUUUUAAUUUAAAGACUGCAAAAGGAAAUUUUUUUUUCUCCUUUGCAAUCAGCUUAGGUGUGAUGUUUUUUUUUUUGGGAAGAGUGAGCUUUGACAUGUAGAAAAUUAUGUUAUGUGUCAAUGUUUCUGCAUUUUGAUGAUAGUGAAUAUAUAUUUUAUACAUAUAUAUAUAUAUAUAUAUAUAUA
Messenger RNA from Protopterus annectens (West African lungfish), 5993 nucleotides. RefSeq names its product desmoglein-2-like. Gene Ontology annotation, cellular component: desmosome; plasma membrane. Lineage: Eukaryota; Metazoa; Chordata; Ceratodontiformes; Protopteridae. The record is from RefSeq and is a predicted model, not a curated record. The transcript is spliced from 16 exons. Gene Ontology annotation, molecular function: calcium ion binding. Gene Ontology annotation, biological process: homophilic cell-cell adhesion. Bases 120 to 3488 code for a protein of 1122 amino acids.